Messenger RNA from Thermothielavioides terrestris NRRL 8126, 3394 nucleotides. RefSeq lists its product as uncharacterized. Gene Ontology annotation, molecular function: endonuclease activity; RNA binding; 3'-5'-RNA exonuclease activity. The record is from RefSeq and is a predicted model, not a curated record. NCBI's taxonomy places the organism in Eukaryota, Fungi, Ascomycota, Sordariomycetes, Sordariales, Chaetomiaceae. Gene Ontology annotation, cellular component: nuclear exosome (RNase complex); cytoplasmic exosome (RNase complex). The transcript has 2 exons. Bases 247 to 3204 code for a protein of 985 amino acids. Gene Ontology annotation, biological process: rRNA catabolic process.
CAGAUAAGCUUGAUCUGUAUGCUUUAGCGCUAGGCGGUCGGUGAUUUGUCAAAGAAGCGCGUCCAGUUGUGUGCAAGAACAACUCGAUCGAAAAAUGCAGGCACAAAACAACCUGACAAGGAAGGGACGGAGUCAUCAAGGCAGCCAAGUUCAUCACCAAACUUUCAUUCGUUGAAAUUACAAACGUAUUGGAGCCGCGGCUGUGAGGAAACUCGUUGCAAUCCGACGCCACUCCACGGAGGGAAAAUGGCGAGCCUCAAGAGAUCGCUCGACUCGGACCCGUUCGCGGCGAACAUCUCCAGCAAGGUCUACGUGAGAUCAACAAAGAGCGGCAAAGUCCAGAAAAUAGUCCGCGAAGUCUAUCUCCGCCAAGACAUUCCGUGCUCGUCCCGGCUGUGCCAGGCCUGCCUCAAGACCGCGCCCCGGGAUGCCGCAGGGAGACCCACCCCGUUUGUCCUCUCCGAGGCGCCCGCCGGCACCAGCGUCUUCCCCCAGGGCCACUACCUGGUGCCGGACACGAAUGCCUUCCUGACCGCCAUGGACCUCUUUGAGCAGAGCUCGGCCUUCUACGACGUUGUCGUUUUGCAGGUCGUGCUGGAAGAGCUGCGCAACCGCUCCCUACCGCUCUACAACCGCCUCAUCGGCCUGACCAAGAGCGAGGACAAGCGCUUCUAUGUCUUCUUCAACGAAUUCCGCCUCGAGACCCACGUCGCCCGCCGGGAGGGCGAGUCGGUCAACGACCGCAAUGACCGCGCCGUCCGGAAGGCCGUCGCCUGGUACGGCCAGCACUUGGCGCGGACUGCCGCGAAGAAGGUGCCCGCUGUGGUUAUGCUUAGCAACGACCGGGCCAACCUGCAAAAGGCGAAGCAGGAAGGCAUCCCCGCGUGCUCCCUGGCUGAGUAUGUCAAGCAACUCAAGGACGGUGAGAAGCUCCUCGACAUGCUCCCGGAGACCGAGGACCUGGAGAUCAAGGACAAGCGGCCCGGCGAGCCCCUCUAUCCGGAGUACUUUAGCAUGUCGAAAAUGAUGACGGGUGUAAAGAACGGCUUGCUGCACCAGGGCAUCUUCAAUGUUUCCCCCUACAACUAUCUGGAAGGCUCAAUAAGGGUACCGGCGUUCCCCAAGCCCCUGCUGAUCCUGGGAAGGGAAAACAUCAAUCGUGCCGUCGACGGCGACCUCGUCGUCGUCGAGGUGCUGCCUAAAGAGCAGUGGAAGGAGCCCUCGACCCGGGUGAUCGAGGAAGACGCCAUCACGAAGAACGAGAACCCUGACGCCGAGGAGACGGCAGACUUCGUCUCGGAGAAGGAACGCAAAGCGCUGCAGGAGGAGGUGAAGCGGACCCACAACAAGACGACCGAAGGCCAUGCUCAGCCCACUGCGAAAGUCGUGGGUGUAGUGAAGCGGAACUGGCGCCAGUACGUCGGCCAUAUCGAUCAGUCGUCGGUCAGCCAGUCAGCGCAGCAAGGGCGCAAGCAGGAUACCGUCUUCCUCAUUCCCAUGGACAAGAAGAUCCCCAAGAUCCGGCUACGCACGCGCCAAGUGGCCGAGCUGGUCGGCAAGCGGAUCCUCGUCACCAUCGAUGCGUGGGACCGGAGCUCGCGCCACCCCACCGGCCAUUUUGUCAGGUCGCUGGGCGAGAUGGAAACGAAGGCCGCCGAGACGGAAGCUCUGCUGUUAGAGUAUGACGUCCAGUACCGCCCGUUCCCCAAGACCGUCCUCGACUGCCUGCCCAAGGAAGGCCACGACUGGAGGGUGCCCCAGAGCACGGACGAUCCGGGGUGGAGAGGCCGGGAAGAUCUUCGGCAUCUCCUCAUCUGCAGUAUCGACCCCAUCGGCUGCCAAGAUAUCGACGAUGCUCUCCAUUCGCGGCCGCUUCCGAACGGCAACAUCGAGGUCGGCGUCCACAUUGCCGACGUGUCCCAUUUCGUCAAGCCCAACACCGCCAUGGACGCCGAAGCUAGUAUUCGCGGCACGACAGUCUACCUCGUCGACAAGCGUAUCGACAUGCUUCCCAUGCUUUUGGGCACUGAUCUGUGCUCUCUCAAGCCUUACGUGGAGCGGUAUGCCUUCUCGGUGCUCUGGGAGCUGUCGCCCGACGCCGACAUUGUGAAUGUGCGGUUCACAAAGUCGGUCAUCAAGUCUCGCGAGGCGUUUAGUUACGAGCAGGCACAGCUCAGGGUCGACGACCCCUCGCAGCAGGACGACCUCACCAAGAGCAUCCGGACCCUGCUCGCGCUGUCCAGGAAGCUAAAGCAGAAGCGCAUGGACGCGGGCGCCUUGAGUCUCUCCUCGCCUGAGGUCAAGGUGCAGAUGGAGUCCGAGACGUCGGACCCCAUCGACGUCAAGACCAAGGAACUGCUCGACACCAUGUCGCUCGUCGAGGAAUUCAUGCUGCUCGCUAACGUCAGCGUGGCCCGCAAGAUCUACGAGGCGUUCCCGCAGACGGCCAUCCUCCGCCGGCACGGCGCGCCUCCCAAGACCAACUUCGACGAGCUCGCCAACCAGCUGCGGGUGAAGCGGGGUCUCGACCUGAACGUCGAGUCCUCGCGCGCGCUCGCCGACAGCCUCGACGCGUGCGUCGACCCCAAGGAGCCCUUCUUCAACACGCUCGUGCGCAUCAUGGCCACGCGCUGCAUGAUGGCGGCCGAGUACUUCUGCUCGGGCACGCAGGCGUACCCGGAGUUCCGGCACUACGGCCUCGCCAGCGAGAUCUACACGCACUUCACGUCGCCGAUCCGGCGGUACGCCGACCUGGUGGCGCACCGGCAGCUGGCCGCCGCCAUCGGGUACGAGGCCGUCGACCCGAGCGUGCGCAGCCGCGGCCGGCUCGAGGCCGUGUGCCGGAACCUCAACGUGCGGCACCACAACGCGCAGCUCGCCGGCCGCGCGAGCAUCGCCUACUACGUGGGCCAGGCGCUCCGCGGCAAGGCCGCCGAGGAGGACGGCUUCGUGCUCAAGAUCUUCAGCAACGGCUUCGUCGUGCUCGUGCCCCGCUUCGGCAUCGAGGGCCUCAUCCGCCUGCGCGACCUGGCCGACCCGGAGCCGGCCGCCGCGUACGACGCCGAGACGUACACGCUCACGACCAGCGGCAGCCGCGCCGUCACGGUCGAGCUGUUCCAGAAGGUGCGCGUGCGCGUGACGGACCACAAGGACGAGGCCAUGGGCAAGCGCGGCGUCAAGAUGGAGCUGCUGAGCGUCUACUGAGGGGGCCAGCGCCUGCUGGAAGUAACGGAGAAUUGGAUGGAUGGCUUUGUUCGGUGCUACGACUCCCGCAGGAAAUCAAAAGAUGAUGAAAAGAUGGUGGCCAAUGAAGCCAGCAUGGCAUUGCAUGUCCCCCCGCAUACGGAAUGAAUCGCUCGAAAUUGCCAUGAUCGUGUGUGCGUGAAUCAUGUAA